AUGUCUACGGAAGAUAAUGUGAACACAUCUCAAAAAGGAAUUGGAACAUAUAAUGUAGGUAGCAAUGUGGUUGGAAAUAAGAGAUAUUUCAUUAAUGGUGCCUUCUACAAACCUGGAGGUCCAGUAUUUCUGAUGACUGAAGGGUCAGACACUGCCAAUAGAAAAUGGAUAUCAAUGAAUAAUACCUGGCUUACAUAUGCUGAGAGACUAGGCGCCCUCUGCUUACUUCUGGAACACAGAUUUUACGGACACAGCCAACCAACAGGAGAUCUGAGUACUGCCAGUCUCCGCUACCUCAGCAGCAGGCAAGCCUUGGCUGACAUUGUCAACUUCCGAACUAAAGUAGCAAAGACAGCAGGGCUCACCAGAAAUAAAUGGGUUGUAUUUGGUGGCUCUUAUGGCGGCUCCCUUGCAGUGUGGUCAAGAAUAAAACACCCUGACCUGUUUGCUGCAGCAGUGGGCAGCAGCGCACCAAUGCUAGCAAAGGUUAAUUUUUAUGAGUACCUUGAAGGAGUUCAGAAUUCUCUGGGCACUCAUAACAAGGAAUGUUUGAAAGCAGUGAAAGAGGCUUAUGAUCAAGUUGUGGAGAUGCUGAAACUUCCGAAAUACUACAGUAAGCUUGAAAGUGAUUUCAUGUUAUGUAAAAAUUUUAAAUUUAACUCAGUAAUGGACACAACCUUUUUUCUGGAACGUUUGGUUUUGCUUGUUGCCACCAAUGUUCAACACAAUAUGGAUAAAAAAAAAAAGGUAGGCAUUCUUAGAUCCACAUUUAAAGAUACGGACCCUGAUCCUCAGAGAGGCCAAAUCAAACUUAGAUUUGGAGGAUUUUAUGUGCUAUAUGGGGAGGGAAACCAGGUCUUUAUCAGGAUUGAAGACUUUUGUGACAUCAUGACUAACACCUCACUGGGUUCACCAUAUUACAGACUUGUAAGAAUUGUACAUUCAGUGUUUAAGGAAACAUUUUCACUUUCGUUUAAUGCAGAUUAUGAUGGUAAAAUGAAAGCCUUAUCUGACUCUUCCAUAAAUCACCACAUGCCUACACAAGGCAGGCAAUGGCUCUAUCAGUCUUGCACUGAAUUUGGUUUCUUUAAGACCACGGAUUCAAAGAACCAGCCCUUCACUGGAGUGCCUCUCAGUUAUUUUGUUAAGCCAUGUUCUGAUGUCUUUGGCCCAGAAUUUAAUUACGAUUCACUGAAGACGGGUGUUAUGUCUACCAACAUGUACUACGGUGGCUUCAAUGUGAGGGGAAGCAAAAUCAUAUUUUCCAAUGGUUCCUUUGAUCCUUGGCAUACUCUGGGAAUCACAAAGGAUAUCAGUAAAGAUUUGCCUGCUGUCUUCAUUAAAGGUGCAGGACAUUGUUCAGAAAUGUUCAGACAAAAGGCUACUGAUUCAGCUGAACUAAUUCAAGCACGAGAAAAAAUCUUCCACAUCUUACAAAAAUGGCUAAAGGAAUAG
This is a messenger RNA of Trichechus manatus latirostris (Florida manatee), 1455 nucleotides long. Its product is annotated as putative serine protease K12H4.7. Bases 1 to 1455 code for a protein of 484 amino acids. Gene Ontology annotation, biological process: proteolysis. The record is from RefSeq and is a predicted model, not a curated record. NCBI's taxonomy places the organism in Eukaryota, Metazoa, Chordata, Mammalia, Sirenia, Trichechidae. Gene Ontology annotation, molecular function: dipeptidyl-peptidase activity; serine-type exopeptidase activity. The transcript has 11 exons.